UUAGUUUAGCAACAAAAGCUCAAGCGGUCGCUAAUUAUCGUAAUCCUCCUCCAACCUUUUUUAAACUUUUGAAACACAGCCAUGUACAUAAAAACAAACCCCGUUUAAAUCAUACACAAGAUGCAAUUAGCCAGCGACCACGACACGCCACGCCACGACAUUACCACCAAAGUCAACAAACUAACUAAAGCCUAACUAAGUGUCAUCAACUGAAUUAGUGCAAGUAGCAGCAAGCAGCGAGCAGCGAGCAGCGGCGGCGAGCGACAAGCUAACCGGAAUCUAAAACGGAAACGGAAAUGCCCAUUGAGCCGCCUGACAGCACUAGCAGCGGCAGCAGCAGCGACAACAAAUAUUGCAAUCAAGCCAAGCAACAAAUCGCCCACACACACAUGUAGUUGCAGUGCAAGUGCCUCAGUGUGUGUGUGUGUGUAUGAGUGCGCGCGCGAGUGUGUGAGAGGGAGGCGCAGCAAAUUGUUGCGGCUCUGAAAAGCCGGAAGCGGAAGUGGCAGGUUAGGAUAAGGCGGCAAACGAAGGAGCAUCAUUAGCAAGAGGAGCAGCGCCUGGAGAUAGAUUAUAAAAAUUUCAUUCUCCCGCAAAUCGUUAACGAAAAAUCAUUCAAAAUUCAUCGCCUAAGCAAAGCGGAUGCCGCACAAGAUCGAGAGAGAGAGAGAGAAAGAGAGAUAAAGAGAGAGAGAGAGAGAGAGGGAGUCGCGAAUAGAUCAAUCAAUCAAUCAAUCAAAACCGUGCAUAUCAACCGAGAAGCCCGAAAUCAAAGUUCAACGUUGCAUUUAAGCGAACGGCCUCGCCAAGCAGCACACUCUCUCUUACCCAUAUCCCUGGGUUAAUCCUCCUCCUAACCAAAGUCGAAAUCGAAGUCGGAUUCAGAGUCGAAGUCGGAGUUUGCAUGCCGCGGAUGAGCCGCGGAUUAUGUCACGUGACGAUUAUAAUCCAGUAACUAGCUCUGGUGUGCGCAGUCCGGGUCGCGUGCGGCGGCUCCAGGAAUUGCCGACGGUCGAUCGAUCACCAUCCCGGGACUACGGCGCGCCACGCGGAAGUCCUUUAGCAAUGGGCAGUCCAUACUACCGCGACAUGGAUGAGCCAACAAGUCCGGCCGGAGCGGGUCACCAUCGCAGCCGGAGCGCCAGCAGACCACCGAUGGCCCAUGCCAUGGACUAUCCACGAACCCGCUACCAAUCGCUGGAUCGCGGUGGACUCGUGGAUCCCCACGAUCGCGAGUUCAUACCCAUCCGGGAGCCACGUGAUCGCUCCCGAGACAGAUCCCUCGAACGGGGACUGUAUUUAGAGGACGAACUAUAUGGCAGAUCGGCGCGCCAGAGUCCCAGUGCCAUGGGUGGCUAUAAUACGGGCAUGGGUCCCACCUCGGAUCGGGCGUAUUUGGGUGACCUGCAGCACCAGAACACCGAUUUGCAGCGGGAGCUGGGCAAUCUCAAACGCGAACUGGAGCUGACCAACCAAAAGCUGGGCAGUUCGAUGCACAGCAUCAAGACCUUCUGGUCGCCGGAGCUGAAGAAGGAGCGGGCACUGCGCAAGGAGGAAAGUGCCAAGUACAGUCUGAUCAAUGAUCAGUUGAAGCUGCUAAGCACAGAGAAUCAGAAACAAGCCAUGUUGGUGCGCCAGCUAGAGGAGGAGCUGCGUCUUAGGAUGCGUCAGCCCAACCUGGAAAUGCAGCAGCAAAUGGAGGCCAUCUAUGCGGAGAACGAUCAUCUGCAGCGGGAGAUUAGCAUUUUGCGAGAGACGAUCAAGGAUCUCGAGUGCCGGGUGGAGACCCAGAAGCAAACGCUGAUUGCCCGCGAUGAGAGCAUCAAGAAGCUGCUGGAGAUGCUACAGGCCAAGGGCAUGGGCAAGGAGGAGGAGCGCCAGAUGUUCCAGCAAAUGCAGGCCAUGGCCCAGAAGCAGCUGGACGAAUUCCGUCUUGAAAUACAGAGAAGGGAUCAAGAGAUCCUGGCGAUGGCGGCCAAAAUGAAAACCCUCGAGGAGCAGCAUCAGCGGCACAUAGCGGUGCUCAAGGAGUCGCUAUGUGCCAAAGAGGAGCACUACAAUAUGCUGCAGACGGAUGUCGAGGAGAUGCGCGCCCGCCUUGAGGAGAAGAACCGCCUCAUCGAGAAGAAGACCCAGGGCACACUCCAGACCGUGCAGGAGCGGAACCGCCUCACCAGUGAACUGACCGAGAUCAAGGACCACAUGGACAUCAAGGACCGCAAGAUCAGUGUGCUUCAGCGCAAGAUCGAGAACCUGGAGGAUCUGCUCAAGGAGAAGGAUAACCAGGUGGACAUGGCGAGGGCCCGUCUCUCGGCCAUGCAGGCUCACCACAGCAGCUCCGAGGGCGCCUUGACCAGCCUGGAGGAGGCCAUUGGCGAUAAGGAGAAGCAGAUGGCCCAGCUGCGAGACCAGCGCGAUCGAGCCGAGCACGAGAAACAGGAGGAACGUGAUCUCCACGAGCGUGAGGUGGCCGACUAUAAGAUUAAGCUGCGCGCUGCCGAAAGUGAGGUGGAGAAGCUACAAACACGCCUGGAGCGGGCUGUGACCGAGCGGGAGCGGCUCGAGAUCAAGCUGGAGGCCUCGCAAAGUGAACUGGGCAAGUCCAAGGCGGAGCUGGAGAAGGCCACCUGUGAGAUGGGCCGCAGCAGCGCCGAUUGGGAGUCCACCAAGCAGAGGAUUGCACGUUUGGAGCUGGAGAACGAGCGGCUGAAACACGAUCUGGAGCGUUCGCAGAUGCAGCUAGAUGAACAGACCACACUACACAAAACGACGUUCGGCAGGACCACGAUGACCACGUCACAGGAACUGGAUCGGGCACAGGAGCGGGCGGACAAGGCCUCCGCCGAGCUGCGACGCACUCAGGCCGAGCUGAGGGUCACUCAGUCGGAUGCGGAGCGGGCACGUGAAGAGGCGGCCGCUUUGCAGGAGAAGCUGGAGAAGAGCCAGGGCGAGGUAUACCGGCUCAAGGCGAAGCUGGAGAACGCCCAGGGCGAGCAGGAGAGUCUGCGCCAGGAGCUGGAGAAGGCGCAGAGCGGCGUCUCGCGCAUCCACGCCGAUCGCGACCGGGCCUUCUCCGAGGUGGAAAAGAUCAAGGAGGAGAUGGAGCGCACGCAGGCGACGCUGGGCAAGUCGCAGCUGCAGCACGAGAAGCUGCAGAACUCGCUGGACAAGGCCCAGAACGAGGUCGAUCACCUGCAGGACAAGCUGGACAAGAUGGGCACAGAGAACCGUCGCCUGGUGCUGGAGAAGGAGAAGCUCACCUACGACUACGACAACCUUCAGUCGCAGCUGGACAAGGCGCUGGGUCAGGCGGCCCGAAUUCAGAAGGAGCGCGAGACUCUUACCCUGGACACGGAUCGCAUUCGCGAGAAGCUGGAGAAGACGCAGAUGCAACUGGCGCGCAUCCAGAAGGAGCGGGAUCAAUUCUCCGACGAGCUGGAGACGCUCAAGGAGCGCUCAGAGUCCUCGAAUACCCUACUGAUGAAGGCCGCCCGCGACAGGGAGGCGAUGCAAACAGAUCUGGAAGUACUCAAGGAGCGCUACGAAAAGUCGCAUGCCAUCCAGCAGAAACUACAGAUGGAGCGCGAUGACGCCGUCACCGAGGUGGAGAUCCUAAAGGAGAAGCUGGACAAGGCCCUGUACGCCAGCCAGAAGUUGAUCGACGAGAAGGACACUUCCAACAAGGAGUUCGAAAAGAUGCUGGAGAAGUACGACCGCGCCCAGAACGAGAUCUAUCGCCUGCAGUCCCGCUGCGAUACGGCCGAAGCCGAUCGUGCUCGCCUGGAGGUGGAAGCGGAGCGGUCUGGCCUGGCAGCCGGCAAGGCUCGCGAAGAUCUGCGCAAGCUUCAAGACGAGAGCACACGGCUGCAGGAGGCCUGCGAUCGGGCGGCGCUCCAGCUGAGCCGCGCCAAGGAGUGCGAGGAUAAUGCGCGCAGCGAGCUGGAGCACAGUCGCGAUCGCUUCGACAAGCUCCAGACGGACAUCCGGCGGGCCCAGGGCGAGAAGGAGCACUUCCAGUCGGAGCUGGAAAGGGUUACCUACGAGCUGGAGCGGGCACAUGCCGCUCAAACCAAGGCGGGAGCCAGUGUGGAGGCCGCCAAGGAGGAGGCCGCCCACUAUGCCGUGGAGCUGGAAAAGAUGCGCGAUCGGUAUGAGAAGAGCCAGGUGGAACUGCGCAAGCUCCAGGACACGGACACCUUUGGGCGGGAGACGCGACGCCUCAAGGAGGAGAACGAGCGACUGCGUGAGAAGCUGGACAAGACGCUCAUGGAGCUGGAGACGAUCCGGGGCAAGUCGCAGUACGAGUCGGAGUCGUUCGAGAAGUACAAGGACAAGUACGAGAAGAUCGAAAAUGAGGUGCAGAACAUGGAGUCGAAGCUGCACGAGACCAGCCUGCAGCUGGAGCUGUCCAAGGGCGAGGUGGCCAAGCUGCUGGCCAACCAGGACAAGCAGCGCUCCGAGCUGGAGCGGGCCCACAUCGAGCGGGAGAAGGCCCGGGACAAGCACGAGAAGCUGCUGAAGGAGGUCGAUCGUUUGCGCCUGCAACAGUCCUCGGUGAGCCCCGGCGAUCCGGUCCGAGCGUCGACGUCCUCCUCUUCCGCUCUGUCCGCUGGCGAACGGCAGGAGAUCGAUCGGCUGCGCGAUCGCCUCGAGAAGGCGCUGCAGUCGCGCGACGCCACCGAGCUGGAGGCCGGUCGCUUGGCCAAGGAACUGGAGAAGGCGCAAAUGCAUCUGGCCAAGCAGCAGGAGAACACCGAGUCCACGCGGAUCGAGUUCGAGCGCAUGGGCGCCGAGCUGGGACGCCUGCACGAUCGUCUCGAGAAGGCCGAGGCCGAGCGCGAGGCACUGCGUCAGUCCAGCCGAACUGGAGCCGGUUCCGCUCCACAUCCGCAGCUGGAGAAGCAUGUCCAGAAGCUCGAGUCCGAUGUCAAGCAGCUGGCCAUGGAGAGGGAGCAACUGGUGCUGCAGCUGGAGAAGAGUCAGGAGAUCCUCAUGAACUUCCAAAAGGAGCUGCAGAACGCCGAGGCGGAGCUGCAAAAGACACGCGAGGAGAAUCGCAAGCUGAGGAAUGGCCACCAAGUGCCACCGCCAGCUGCAGCACCCGCCGGAGCCUCUCCCGCCGAGAUCCAGGCCAUGCAGAAGGAGAUCCAGGCGCUGCAGCAGAAGCUCCAGGAAUCGGAGCGAGCCCUGGCAGCUGCCGGUCCUCAGCAGGCUCAGGCUGCAGCGGCGGCCGGUGCGAGUCGCGAGGAGAUCGAGCAGUGGCGCAAGGUCAUCGAGCAGGAGAAGGGACGCGCCGACAUGGCCGACAAGGCGGCCCAGGAGAUGCACAAGCGGAUUCAGCUUAUGGACCAACACAUCAAGGACCAGCAUGCCCAGAUGCAAAAGAUGCAGCAACAGAUGCAAGCGCAGCAACAACAGGCGGCGCAGCAACUGCAGGCAGCACAGCAGCCACAGGCAGCGGCCAGCGCUGGCGGAGCGGACCCCAAAGAGUUGGAGAAGGUCAAGGGCGAGCUGCAGGCAGCCUGCACAGAGCGGGAUCGCUUCCAGCAGCAGCUAGAACUCCUGGUCCAGGAGCUGGAAAAGAGCCAGAUGUCAAACCAGGAGCAGGCCAAGCAGCUUCAAACCUCCCAGCAACAAGUACAACAACUGCAGCAGCAGGUACAACAGUUGCAGCAACAAAUGCAGCAACUGCAGCAGGCGGCCAGCGCGGGAGCCGGAGCCUCUGAUGUACAGCGCCAACAGCUGGAGCAGCAGCAAAAGCAGCUGGAGGAGGUGCGCAAGCAGAUCGACAACCAGGCCAAGGCCACCGAGGGCGAGCGGAAGAUCAUCGACGAGCAGCGCAAGCAGAUCGAUGCCAAGCGCAAGGACAUCGAGGACAAGGAGAAGAAGAUGGCCGAGUUCGAUGUACAGUUGCGCAAGCGCAAGGAGCAGAUGGACCAGCUGGAGAAGUCACUCCAGACGCAAGGUGGCGGAGCGGCAGCUGCCGGAGAGCUCAACAAGAAGCUCAUGGACACGCAGCGUCAACUGGAAGCAUGCGUCAAGGAGCUGCAAAACACAAAGGAAGAGCACAAGAAGGCGGCAACCGAAACGGAACGCUUGCUGCAAUUGGUACAAAUGUCGCAGGAAGAGCAGAAUGCCAAGGAGAAGACCAUCAUGGAUUUGCAACAAGCCUUAAAGAUCGCUCAAGCCAAAGUCAAACAAGCACAAACGCAACAACAGCAUCAGCAGGAUGCUGGGCCAGCUGGCUUCUUGAAGAGCUUUUUCUAAACAGUGCCCACAGAACACACACACAGAUCUUCAGAUGCAGAUAAGGCUACCUGUACUAUUUACCUGCAGCGAAAAUGGAAAGCCGAAACACAGCAAGAAAUUACCAAAAGCACUGUCUACUAUUUUGUAUACUACCGAUGCCGAUACCGAUACCAAACCAAUACCAACUAUGCAGUAUUUCUAAAAUUCACACGAUAUACACACAACAAUACAACACACACACACACACAUUUGUAAAUGACACCAUGUAAAUGCAAUGCAAAAUGCAAAUUA
Drosophila kikkawai is the source of this 6540-nucleotide messenger RNA. RefSeq names its product ELKS/RAB6-interacting/CAST family member bruchpilot (gene brp). NCBI's taxonomy places the organism in Eukaryota, Metazoa, Arthropoda, Insecta, Diptera, Drosophilidae. Gene Ontology annotation, biological process: regulation of synaptic plasticity; neuromuscular synaptic transmission; maintenance of presynaptic active zone structure. Gene Ontology annotation, cellular component: cytoskeleton of presynaptic active zone. Gene Ontology annotation, molecular function: structural constituent of presynaptic active zone. The record is from RefSeq and is a predicted model, not a curated record.